AUGAAGCUUUAUUGCUUCGUUAUUCUCGUAGUAUUCAUUUCUGGAAUAUUUACCGUAGGAGGAGGAGAAUGGGGAACGAGAGGAAUGAUAGGAGUCAAUUCUUUACCUUUAUUACCAAGUACUAAUCAAACUGAAGAUAUUUCUCAUUCAUCGGCACAUUUAGUGAAACGUAUAGACCCAGUCGAACAUCAAUCAAAAUCAAGCACCUCUAAUCAGGAAGAAAAUGAUGAUGUCGAAUCCAAACAACCACCAUAUCCCACUAGUCAUAAGGAUGAUAACAAUAAGGGGAAAGACGAUGAGACGGAACAAAACAACAAGAAUAGUGGUAAUGAAACACAGCCCGAACAGUUAAUACAUCCUGAUCAAGCUGAGGAAAAUGAAGACACUGCCAAACAAGUGAAAGAAGAAGCCAUGAUCAUUAGGAAAGUUAUCAUCGUAUUGGGUUCUCUUGGUGCUUCAUUAUUAUUAGUUGCUAUUGCUAUUGCUGUAUUAUAUUGGAAAGUCAGAAGGCAGCAAAAAUUAGUUAAAAUUGUUAAAUCUUCUUCUUUUACACUUUCAAAAGGAGGGGAAGACCUUGAUAUAAGUAAUAUGAAUGGGAAUAACGUUAAUGACAAUGACAAUGAUGGAAAGAGGGAUAAUGGAGGUGGUGUAGGUAACGGAGAAGCGAGUAUGAAUGAUGCAUUUGCUUCCGAAAAAUCAAGUAUGGGGAAUAAUUCUAAUUCGACAAAUGUUGUGGAUAACGAAGUUGGUGGUGUCAGUUUUCGGAUUGUCGGUAACAAUGAAAUGAAUCAUGAAACUUCGGAUUCUGUGCAAUACCAUCACCCACCCGUACAACUUAGUUCCAUACGGCAAUUAACGCCUCCCGUGCAACCAUCUGCUCCGCCUGCCGAAAAAGUGGGAGAUACCGAUUCAGACAUUCAAAUCGAUAAUGUUACAUUUUCCACUCCAAUUUUAACAGCUCCUCCGGCUUAUUCGCCCACCGCUCCUCCAAUAUACGCUUUACCACAUAUUCCAAUCCCCGAAUUCGAUGGUUCUGUUAGAGAUAUGAUUUUAUAUAUGGACGGGAAUAAUAAUUACCAAUUAGCUCAACAGCAAAAUUUACAAAAUUCUGAUUCGAGAAAUAUUAAUCAUAAUAAUAAUGGAACUUUUAUAAGUUUACAUUCUUCUGUCUCUUUACCUCCUCUUAAUACUGGUGUUUGGUACGCUGCUGGUCCAACGUCGCAAACAAAUACCCCUAUUGAUGUUACUCCUCAUCAACAAUCAAAUCAUCCCAUAAUAAUACAAUCCAUUCAUUCCCCCUCGAACUUAAAUCCGCAGAAUUCUACAUCGAAUUUACAUUCAUUUUCGGAUUCAAUUGAUAAUAAUGAAAAUAAUAGUCCCACACAUCAAAGACAUGAUCCAUCGAUAAUAUAA
Molecule: messenger RNA, 1413 nt
Organism: Funneliformis mosseae
Lineage: Eukaryota; Fungi; Glomeromycota; Glomeromycetes; Glomerales; Glomeraceae
Source: the annotation of a GenBank genome assembly